GCUUCUCUCUUCUCCCUCAACACAGCUGGUCUUACCAGUAGAGCAGGCGGCAGCUGAGAGUCCCCUCUGGUGGCCAGCAGUGGCUACAGAGCUGUCACCAUGGGGAGGGGACAGGGCUUGCUGGGCUGGCCUCGGUCUACCUCUCUGGAGAAUAGGCAGAGUUUAUAGAGCCUGAACCACCUGGUCUUCAGGCCCCACUGGGGAUGGGCCUGGCUUCCUGACCACUGACCUCAGCCUAGGAGGGACAGAAGAGACUGGGGGAGACCAUGAGGCCCAGAUGACCUUGACCCAGGGUACGCUGCCCCAUGUCCCUGCUGCCUCCCGCCCACAGCUCUACGAGAGGCAGGUCUGUCAUUCACCGCUGGACUUUGACAGUGGCCAAAGGCUCUGCUCAGUUCUCUGUGCCUGUCUCCGUCCAGCACUGCCGAGGUUCUCUGCCGAGGCCAACCAGGAAUAUCCCUUGGAAGCUGGAACCCAGCAACAAUGGCCCAGGGUGUCCUCUGGAUCCUGCUCGGAUUGCUACUGUGGUCAGACCCAGGGACAGCCUCCCUGCCCCUGCUCAUGGACUCUGUCAUCCAGGCCCUGGCUGAGCUGGAGCAGAAGGUGCCUGCUGCCAAUGCCAGCCACACAGCUUCUGCGUGGCUGCUGUCAGCCUCAAACUCUGGCCCCCACAAUCGCCUCUACCACUUCCUGCUGGGGGUGCAGAGCCUCGAUGCUGCAGAGUUGGAUCCCUACCCACUGAGCCCAGAGCUGCAAGGCGUGAUCAAGGAGGUGGCCCAACAUGAUGUACGAGAAGGGCAGGAAUACGGGGUGGUGCUGGCACCCGAUGGCUCGACUGUGGCCGUGGAGCCUCUGCUGGCAGGGCUGGAGGCAGGGCUGCAAGGGCGCAAGGUCAUAAACUUGCCGUUGGACAGCACGGCUACCUCUCGGGAGGCUGGAGUCACCUUUCCAGAUAUUGUGGCCAUUGCUCCAGAUGUAAAAGCCACCUCCACCCCAGGACUCAGGGAUGCCUCUCCAGAUGUCACCACUGCAGAUAUUGGAGCCAACUCUCCAGAUGCUACAACAGGUUGUCCAGAUGUCCAAGCUUCCUUGCCAGAUGCCAAAGCCAAGACCCCCCCGACCAUGGUGGACAGCCUCCUGGCAGUCACUCUGGCUGGAAACCUGGGCCUGACCUUCCUCCAGGGUCCCCAGACCCAGAGCCAUCCAGACCUGGGAACUGAGGGCUGCUGGGACCAGCUCUCUGCCCCUCGGACCUUUACUCUCCUGGACCCCAAGGCAUCUCUGUUAACCACGGCCUUCCUCAAUGGUGCCCUGGAUGGGGUCAUCCUUGGAGACUACCUGAGCCAGACUCCUGAGCCCCGACCAUCCCUCAGCCACUUGCUGAGCCAGUACUAUGGGGCGGGGGUGGCCAGAGACCCAGGGUUCCGCAGCAACUUCCGACGGCAGAAUGGGGCUGCUCUGACUUCAGCCUCCAUCCUGGCCCAGCAGGUGUGGGGAACCCUUGUCCUUCUACAGAGGCUGGAGCCGGUACACUCCCAGCUUCGGUGCAUGAGCCAAGAACAGCUGGCCCAGGUGGCCGCCAAUGCUACCAAGGAGUUCACUGAGGCCUUCCUGGGAUGCCCCGCCAUCCAUCCCCGUUGCCGCUGGGGAGCGGCGCCUUAUCAGGGCCGCCCGACGCCGCUGCAGCUGCCGCUAGGAUUCUUGUACGUGCAUCACACCUACGUGCCUGCACCACCCUGCACGGACUUCGCGCGCUGCGCAGCCAACAUGCGCUCCAUGCAGCGCUACCACCAGGACACGCAAGGCUGGGAAGAUAUCGGCUACAGUUUCGUGGUGGGUUCGGAUGGCUACGUGUACGAGGGACGCGGCUGGCACUGGGUGGGCGCGCACACGCUCGGCCACAACUCCCGCGGCUUUGGCGUGGCCAUAGUGGGCAACUACACCGCGGCGCUGCCCACCGAGGCCGCUCUGCGCACGGUGCGCGACACACUCCCGAGUUGUGCGGUGCGCGCCGGCCUCCUGCGGCCGGACUACGCGCUGCUGGGCCACCGCCAGCUGGUGCGCACCGACUGCCCCGGCGACGCGCUCUUCCAUCUGCUGCGCACCUGGCCGCACUUCACCGCGACUGUAAAGCCAAGACCUGCCAGGAGUGUCUCUCGGAGAUCCAGGAGGGAGCCACCUCCAAGGACCCUGCCAGCCACAGACGUUCAAUAAAGACAGCAUGGAAAGAA
This is a messenger RNA of Macaca mulatta (Rhesus monkey), 2231 nucleotides long. It is a transcript of the gene PGLYRP2, whose product is annotated as peptidoglycan recognition protein 2. Lineage: Eukaryota; Metazoa; Chordata; Mammalia; Primates; Cercopithecidae. Gene Ontology annotation, molecular function: zinc ion binding; N-acetylmuramoyl-L-alanine amidase activity. The record is from RefSeq and is a predicted model, not a curated record. Gene Ontology annotation, biological process: peptidoglycan catabolic process.